Lolium rigidum is the source of this 1119-nucleotide messenger RNA. Its product is annotated as V-type proton ATPase subunit C-like. The transcript has 11 exons. Gene Ontology annotation, cellular component: vacuolar proton-transporting V-type ATPase, V1 domain. Bases 1 to 1119 code for a protein of 372 amino acids. Lineage: Eukaryota; Viridiplantae; Streptophyta; Magnoliopsida; Poales; Poaceae. The record is from RefSeq and is a predicted model, not a curated record. Gene Ontology annotation, molecular function: proton-transporting ATPase activity, rotational mechanism. Gene Ontology annotation, biological process: proton transmembrane transport.
AUGCCGACGAAAUAUUUGAUCGUCACCCUCCCCGUGCAAUCCGCCGCCGGCGACUCUGAAGCCUCCCUCUGGCGCCGCCUCCAGGAAUCCAUCUCCCGCAACUCCCUCGACACCCCGCUCUACCGCUUCACCCUCCCGCGCUUCAGAGGCACCACGUUCAACUCCCUCAUCGCCCUCAGCGACGAACUCGUCAGGUCGAACGUCUUGAUCGAGGGGCUGGCGCUUAAGAUCCGGAAGCAGAUCGAGGACCUAGAACGCGACAGAGACGCCGGGAGCGGCACCCUCGCCGUGGACGGCGUCCCGGUCGACUCCUACCUCUCCAGGUUUGUGUGGGAUGAGGAUAAGUACCCGGUAAAGCCGCCACUCAAGGAAAUCGUCGCCAGCAUCCUAUCACGGGUCCGCAAGAUCGAAGAUCGCUUGAAGGUUCAAGCAGCGGACUAUAAUUCUGUUAAGAACAAGCUUAAAUCAAUAACAAGAAAGCAAAGUAUAAGCUUAGUGACACGUGAUCUUUCGAACCUGGUAAAGCCAGAGGAUAUUAUCACUUCCGAACAUCUAACAACACUUCUUGCUGUUGUUCCAAAAUACUCCCAACAGAACUGGUUGUCAUCCUAUGAGUUUUUCGACACAUUUGUGGUGCCAAGAUCAUCUAAAAGACUUUAUGAGGAUAAUGAAUAUGCUCUCUACACUGUAACACUAUUUGCUAAGGUUGUUGACAAUUUUAAAGUCUGUGCCCGUGAGAAAGGUUUUCUGAUCCGAGAUUUCGCGUACAGUCCUGAAGCACAGGAAAGCAAGAAGGACGAACUGGAAAAGCUCCGGCAAGACGAGGACGCUAUGAGAACAUCUCUUCUGCAAUUCUUAUAUGCCAGCUACAGCGAGGUAUUCAGUUCCUGGAUGCAUUUUUCUGCUGUAUUUCUCUUUGCAGAGAGCAUUCUUAGAUACGGCCUGUCAACACCAUUCCUGUGUGCUGUUCUAGCACCGUCUCCGAAGAGUGAGAAAAACCUAAGCAGCAUAUUAGAAGAGCUUUGUGGCUUUGCUAAUAGCAAAUACUGGAAGUCUGAAGAUGGCGAUCUCGGAGACGAAUCCCACCCUUAUGUCUCCUCCACCAUAAAUGUUGUGUGA